AUGUCCACAAUAAAUCUACCUUCAGACCCGGGCAGAGAAGACCCAAUAUACAAACAUCCUACCAAGCCCACGACAGAUCCUAAAGACGCAGCCGUCUUCAUUUUCGUGCAUGGCCUUUCUGACAGUGGAGCAGCUUUACAGAGUAUCCAGUCGCAUGUGCUCAACAUUUGAGAGCCUCCCAUUGACUAGCUCCUCACAGACGUAGCCGAUCAAUUCCAACAAAUGGACAAACUCCCCCAUCUCCACUGGAUCCUCCCUUCCGCCAAACACAAUCCAAUCCAAAUGGACACGGCGUGGUAUAUACAACACAGUCUCUCUCCAAUCCCUUACUCCCGCCCAGAACUGGCACCCGACGAGGACGAGGACGGCAUGCUGGAAACAAUCACGUACUUGGAAUCUUUAAUCGACGCUUGCGUUGAUGCAGGCAUCCCGGCGAAUCGCAUUGUUCUUGGUGGCUUUUCCCAGGGAAUGGCUAUGUCAUUGCUGCUUCAUUUGACGUCGAAGAAGUACAGUGGCAAAUUGGGAGGAAUUGUAGCGUUGUUGGGUUAUCUACCACUUUCCGAUGGCAAGAUGAGGUUGAGAGAGUUGAGGAGAGAAAGAGGAUUCGGGGAGAGCGUCGAAGGCAAUGUGCCCAUCUUCAUGGGGAGGGGCUUGAAAGAUACGCUUGUUCCGAAGCGAGUAUGGGCAUAUUCUGUGGAAGGUGUCAAGGAGUUCGGCGUGCCGGAGGACCAAAUGGAGAUCCAUGAGUAUGAAGGUCUGACGCACACGCUUCAUGGACCAUUGCUGUCGGAUCUCUGCACGUGGUUGGAAAAGGUCGUGCCGGCGAAAGAGCAAGAGUCCAAGUAA
Molecule: messenger RNA, 846 nt
Organism: Lecanosticta acicola
Lineage: Eukaryota; Fungi; Ascomycota; Dothideomycetes; Mycosphaerellales; Mycosphaerellaceae
Source: the annotation of a GenBank genome assembly